Messenger RNA from Thunnus maccoyii (southern bluefin tuna), 2881 nucleotides. RefSeq names its product membrane frizzled-related protein. NCBI's taxonomy places the organism in Eukaryota, Metazoa, Chordata, Actinopteri, Scombriformes, Scombridae. The transcript has 13 exons. The coding region runs from base 620 to 2404 and encodes 594 amino acids. Gene Ontology annotation, molecular function: protein binding. The record is from RefSeq and is a predicted model, not a curated record.
AUCAUUUUAGAAGCUUAAAAGAUCAUUAUAGGGAUUAUAGAGUUUUAACAGGGACCCCCACCUCCACCUUCCCCUGUUGUCCCCUGUCCCCUCCCUCCUCCUCCUCCAAGGGGCUCAGUCCUCUCAGCUGACUCGGCUUUGUUCAACACUGUGAAGGAGUUUUCUAAAACUCUUUUGUAACCACUCACACACCAUCAAAAAAACAAGAGAACUAUACAGGUCGAUGCUGCUGACACUAAACUACACAAAAGGACAGACACCAGCAGCAAACAUGGAUAUUUUGAUAAGUUAACAGGGAUAGUUUUAUGUGACAAAACUUUUUUUUAAUUUUACAUUUUAUCUGGAUUAUGUUACUGGAUGUCCAACAAAGGACUGCUCUGCUAUGCUGUAGGAGUGAAGGCCGUACACUUUCUACACUUCAGUGGAAGUUUACAGUCGGAGCAAAAAGUGAACAAUGUUGAGAAAACCCAGGAUAAGGUCUUUAACAUUUCUUCAUGGACAAAUAGCUCUCAUCAGGAUGUCAAGACUGGUGUAUUUAUCACGACAUCAGGCUCUUUGAGGAGAGGAGCACUGAUUAGAGUGCCUCUUGUUUCCCUGACGGAGGGACAGCAGACUAAAGAUGUCUGACCUCAGCCAAGUAGCCGUGUACUCAGACUCCUCAGACAUUUAUAAGAAUGUGUUCUGCAAUCCCGCCUUCGAGCUGGAGGGGGAGCGAGAGGAAAGGGUGGAGGGAUUCAGAACCUCCUCAUCCACCCCUGAACCAAUCAAACCACCAGCAGCUGGCCUGGGCUGGGGUCUAUUCGGGGUGUGUGUUAUGCGUCUGCGGGGACCAGGUUGUGGCUGGGGAGUGGUUGUGGUCUCUGCUGCUGCCCUGCUCCUGGUAGCAGCCAUCGGACUGGCGCUGGCCCUCAUCCUCACACAGAUCAAAGGUCAGGCAGUAGAGGAGCAGUUGCUGCCCACCAGCCCUCCAGACCUGCUGAGUGCAGGAGCGUCCCACACUUUACCCACAAUUCCUGCCAACAGAAGUCAGCAGGACAGUUCAUCAGCACCGCAGCCCGCUAAGAUCCCCCCAUCUGAAACACGUUGUGGAGGAGUUUUGACUGAAGCAGAGGGCAGUUUCAGUUCACCUAACCACCCCGGCUCCUACCCCACCAACUCCCUGUGUGUGUGGGUGAUCAGAGUCCCGCCCCCCUCCUUGGUCCAGAUCCAUGUUUCCUCCCUGAACGUGGAGGGUCCAUCUCCCUGCCUGUUUGACUGGCUGGAGGUGCAGGAGCAGAUAGAGCAGAGCUCUGUGGUCACCAGGUUCUGUGGAAACGUAGCGCCACCAACAGUCAACACAAACAGCAGCACGGUGUGGGUCACCUUCCGAUCUGAUGGCAGCAUUGCAGGCAGCGGCUUCACAGCACAGUACAAGGCCAUCCUGCCUGGACACAAGAGCUGCUCCAGAGAAGAGUUCAUGUGUGACAGUGGUCGCUGUCUGCUGCCUGUGUCUGUGUGUGACGGUCAUCCAAACUGCCAAGACCAAACAGACGAGGCGAACUGCAGCCAUAAAAACAAGGAAUGUGGUGGGCAGAAGAGCGGGCCGUAUGGUUACCUGGCAAGUCCAAACCACCCCAGGCCUUAUCCUCACCAGCAGUUGUGUAUAUGGUACAUAUCUGUUGACGAGGGUCACUUCAUCACACUGAGCUUCAGAAACUUCAGUCUGGAGACUCAGGAUGUGUGUGAGUUUGACUAUGUGGAGGUGCACGACAGCGUCGACACUGGAGCUGGUCGAGUUCUGGGAAGGUUUUGUGGUACCAGCUUCCCACCAGACCUGACCUCCUCUGGCCCCCACAUGACUGUGGUGUUUGUGGCUGAUGAGGGAGUGGCCGACAGCGGCUUCAACGCAACAUAUCAGGCUGUGUCUCUACUGGAUAGGACAUGUGGUCCUAGCCAGUUUGCAUGCAGUACAGGAGAGUGUCUUCAGCCGCAGUGGUUGUGUGAUGGAUGGAACGACUGCUCUGAUGGAGCAGAUGAGCAGGGCUGCGGCAACUCCACCUACCCUCCUUUCACUUCAUCAUGCGAGUUCAUAGAGGUAGAGAUGUGUCAGGGCCUCAGCUACAACCUCACCUCCUUCCCCAACAUCUGGCUGUCCAUUGCUGAUCAAAGAGAAGCUGCCACACUCCUACAACAGUAUCGGGUGUUGAUGGAGCUGGCAUGCUUCGAGCCCCUGCGGAAGCUGGUGUGCGGGAUGUUCCUGCCCCAGUGCAGCCCUCACGGUGGCGUCCUCCAGCCCUGCCGUUCAGUCUGCUCCUCAGCCGAGCAGCAAUGCAGCCAAGCCCUGGACCUCUUCUCCUUCAGCUGGCCCUUCAACUGCCACCUCCUGCCUGACUCACAGGACCCCAUGGAGUGCUCACUGCCUUGAUGCCUCAACAUCAACAAUGCCUUAACGUUACCGCUGUGUUGUUAGUGAGAGAUCAUAUCAUAUCAUACCUGGUCUGCUCCAAAACAGACAUCUGGCACCAGAUGGAGUGUUUGAGGACUGAAAGGCCUGAACUUCAAAGAACUGGAGACCAGGCCAGUUUUUCACAGCAGGUCCACAGCAUUAAAGAGUUGUGUUGUAGCAAGCAGACUGACUUCCAGCAAAAUUGCAACCCUCAACACACUGCUGCCUGUGGAGCUUGUAACAUAGAAUAUUAUGGCAUCGUAGCAAUUUUUAAAGAAGGCUGACACUGUGGCCACAGCUGACGAUUACAGGAUCGUGGCUAAUGUCAAAAUGUAGUGCUACAGUAGCACAAGUGGAGAAGAGUGAUAAGGUCAAUAAACAACAUCUGUUGAACAGUGUUUUCUAACUAAAAUUUUUAUUAGUUACAAAGUUAGUCUUGCUUUAAAGAAGCCAUAA